Molecule: messenger RNA, 3327 nt
Organism: Solea senegalensis (Senegalese sole)
Lineage: Eukaryota; Metazoa; Chordata; Actinopteri; Pleuronectiformes; Soleidae
Gene: nr5a2
Product: nuclear receptor subfamily 5, group A, member 2
Exons: 8
Coding region: 796-2370 (524 amino acids)
Biological process (GO): hormone-mediated signaling pathway; tissue development; regulation of transcription by RNA polymerase II
Cellular component (GO): RNA polymerase II transcription regulator complex
Molecular function (GO): RNA polymerase II cis-regulatory region sequence-specific DNA binding; zinc ion binding; nuclear receptor activity
Source: RefSeq, a predicted model, not a curated record
GUGGAGCCUCCUGUACACUGUCACAUAUUGAGUCCAUCAUUAACGGGAUUUAACAGCUGAGAUUUUUGGAGACGCGGAACAGGAGGCUUUGAGGCGAUGUUUCCCGGUCUCCUCGCCUGAUUGGAUCAGUGAAAGAUGAUGUCAGACGACUGCAUGCGCCCGGGAUUGGAGCAAGCGGCGUAAACAAAGCCGCGAGGAGGAGGAGGAGAGGUCUCCACAUCUCUAGACAGUCCGACCGACACACCGAAUCCGACUUUACGCACAGGAGAGGGCGGCCCCGUCGGCGCGUACUCAUCUGCUAAACGCUGAAAGUUACUGACAGUCUCAAUUUAACGGGUGACGCGCUAAAAGACUUUUGGAAAAGCUGAAGGGAAACUUAUCAUCGUUUGUUUGUGUCGUUUUUUGUUGUUCUUUUUUUACUCCGGACAUUGUCCAUUCUUCUCGUUGGUCCUAACUCUGCGAAGCUGCUCCUGCAUAAGUAGGUGCGAAGGAAGCGCUCGUGUAGUCGUUGCAUUUUUUUUUUUUUAUGUCUAAAUGCAAUUAUGAAAAAAAUUAAUUCGUGAAGUCGAAUCAGAGCAGACAGGCGCACUCCUGCUGUGCAACCCGGUCGGUUGGAGCCAGUCUGCGCCGUUUGAAUUCGGUGUCCUCGUCCGGUAACUGGAGGACUGACAGACACAGAAAGUAAGAAUCAGACACUUGGGUCACUUUGAGGUGUGUUAGUGGAACGCGUGUCUCACACGUUCAGGUGUCCCGCCGAGCGGUGCGGAGUCUCCAGCUUAGGCCGGCCGCGCUGACAUGCUGCCCAAAGUCGAUACUGAAUCCUUGGGACUCUCUCGAUCGUAUGGGGAACAGGGGCACAUGCCAAGGAAUAUGCAAGCGCCCCAGAUAAAAAUGAUGGACUACUCUUAUGACGAAGACUUGGACGAGAUGUGUCCCGUGUGCGGGGACAAGGUUUCUGGCUAUCACUAUGGACUUCUGACCUGCGAGAGCUGCAAGGGCUUCUUUAAACGCACUGUCCAGAACAACAAGCGCUACACAUGUAUAGAGAACCAGAGCUGCCAGAUUGACAAGACCCAGAGGAAGCGCUGCCCGUACUGCCGCUUCCAAAAGUGCCUCACUGUGGGCAUGAAGCUAGAAGCUGUGCGGGCGGACCGCAUGCGCGGAGGUCGAAACAAGUUUGGCCCAAUGUACAAACGUGACCGGGCUCUCAAGCAGCAAAAGAAAGCACUGAUCCGAGCAAAUGGCCUAAAGAUCGAGGCCAUGAGUCAGGUGAUGCAGGCCGUGCCGACCGACCUCACCAUCUCCUCGGCCAUCCAGAAUAUCCACUCAGCCGCCUCCAAGGGCCUUCCACUGAGCCACCACACCGGUCACCACACUGGGCACCACCACCAUCACCACCACCAUCACCAUCAUGCCACUGCCCUGCCCCCCACAGACUACGACCGCAGCCCAUUUGUCACUUCACCUGUCAGCAUGGCAAUGCCGCCGCACGCCGGCAGCCUACAAGGCUACCAAGCAGCCUAUGGACACUUCCAGGGCACGCGCACCAUCAAAUCAGAGUACCCAGACCCGUACACCAGCUCGCCAGAGUCCAUCAUGGGCUACGCCUAUGUCGAUGCCUACCAGUCAGGCUCACCGCCCAGCUUCCCCCACCUGAUCGUAGAGCUGUUAAAGUGUGAGCCAGAUGAACCGCAGGUUCAGGCCAAGAUCCUGGCAUACCUGCAGCAGGAGCAGGCCAGUCGUGGCAAACAUGAGAAGCUCAACACCUUCGGCCUUAUGUGCAAGAUGGCCGACCAGACACUUUUCUCCAUCGUGGAGUGGGCACGCAGCAGCAUCUUCUUCCGUGAACUUAAGGUGGAUGACCAGAUGAAGCUGCUGCAGAACUGCUGGAGUGAACUCCUCAUCCUCGACCACGUUUUCCGGCAAGUGGUGCACGCCAAGGAGGGCUCCAUCCUAUUGGUCACAGGCCAGCAGGUGGACUAUGCAGUGAUAGCUUCACAGGCAGGAGCCACCCUCAACAACCUGUUGAGCCACGCACAGGAGCUGGUGGCCAAAUUGCGCUCACUGCAGCUGGACCAGCGGGAGUUUGUCUGCCUCAAGUUCCUAGUCCUCUUCAGCCUGGAUGUGAAGAACUUGGAGAACUUCCACCUCGUAGAAAGUGUCCAGGAGCAGGUCAACGCAGCGCUGCUGGACUACGUCAUGUGCAACUACCCGCAGCAAACAGACAAGUUUGGUCAGCUGCUCCUCCGGCUACCAGAGAUCCGAGCCAUCAGCCUGCAGGCUGAAGAAUACCUUUACUACAAACACCUGAAUGGCGACGUGCCCUGCAACAACCUGCUCAUUGAAAUGCUCCACGCCAAGAGAGCUUAGGAGAGGACUGCGCUACCCAUAAUGCAGUUGUGUCGCAGCGCCACAAACUCUAAAUAAUGAACCUACAGCUCAGACUUGAACGGGCGAUGACCUGAAGGAUGGAAAGCAGAGUGUGUUAGAAACUCUUUGUCGAUACUGAGCUCGCGGUGGUGUCAAAGUUACAACUUAAAGUACAGAUCUGGACAAGCACACAUGAAAAACAACAUAUGGAUCCCUUUAUUCUCAAAAAGAAAAAGAAAAACUGUCUGAAAGCAGAGCCGCUGCUCAAAACCGACAGAAGAAGACAAUGUUGGAAAGAAAAAAAAAAGCACCAACAAAAAAACUUGAAACAAACACUGCAUUUGCAUUUACACCACGAGCUGGCAUCUCAUCGUCUGCACAAGCACGGACUACCAAAACUGGCAGGCUGCAACUGCAAGAAUUAACAACCCGUGAGUGUUUUAGCACUGGUGACACAGUGAGAGGCUUCUUGCGCUGAGAAAGGAGGAUGAUUAACGUCAUGCAUCCGUCACACACACAGCUGUGACCAGAGCAGAGGCUGAUUCUGGUCGCUAACCCUCCAGGGUGCCCACUCACCUCAACCAGCUUUUAGCUGUGGUUGGUACUGUAAAGACAAACUGGGGAAACAAACUGAGACUCUUACCUACUACCAUGGUUGUUGUUGUUUUUUUUUUGUUGUUGUUUUGCCACGGCAGCUUGACCUGACUGAAAAGGGAGAACUGAUGGUUUAAGAAAAAAAAAAAAUACAAAAAUAAAAAUAAAGGUCUGAAAACUGAACAUUCUAUUAAUGAACAAAAUGAUAAAUGAAAAAAAUACAAUGUUUUUUUUCCCCUCUUGUAAUGGAAUUCAUUUGCUAGUCAUGGUCACUUUGUGGUUCCCCUUUCUUAUUCACCUUCCAAGUCAUCUUAAACUAUGUACCUCAGAAAGACCAGUGUUAAAUAAAUUCAGUUAAUAAUG